ACAAAGAAAUAGGCCCAGGAACAAGACUACAUGAUGUGGAAUGGGAGCCUUAUUUCUGCGUUCUACUCCAAGAUGAACAAACACUGACAGCCUAUAGGAGUGAAGAACUUGCUCUUUUUCCUGGGACGAUUUUUGGGAUGAGAAAUCGUUUGAAGAUCGGCGAUGCCCUAUUCGUGGAACUACCCCGGGUACGGCUCGACGGGGGUGCCAAGGCCUUCAGACAGCGCUGGGGCUACGAGGGGGGCAAUGCCCUGCUGCGCCCCCCUAAUGGAGGAGGAUGA
Messenger RNA from Nilaparvata lugens (brown planthopper), 281 nucleotides. Its product is annotated as ras GTPase-activating protein raskol-like. The record is from RefSeq and is a predicted model, not a curated record. NCBI's taxonomy places the organism in Eukaryota, Metazoa, Arthropoda, Insecta, Hemiptera, Delphacidae.